Molecule: messenger RNA, 2391 nt
Organism: Peronospora matthiolae
Lineage: Eukaryota; Oomycota; Peronosporomycetes; Peronosporales; Peronosporaceae
Source: the annotation of a GenBank genome assembly
AUGGUACAGACGCAAUUCUGUAAGAAGGUCAAGUUCGUGCGACACGACGGAGCUCGCGAGUUUGCAACCAACUCGCUUCAACUGUUCUACGAAGACGAAGGCAUUGAACAGCAGACAACGGUGCCGUAUGCACAUCAAACAAACGGAACAGCAGAGCGUGCCAUUAGGACUAUUUUCACGAUCGGCCGCAGCAUGCUUCAUCAUGCCAAACUGGACAAAUGUUUCUGGGCCGAAGCAGCGAUGACGGCCAUCUACGUCAAGAAUCGACUGCCGUCACCUAAAGUCGUGCACAAGGCCCCGUUUGAGAUCGUCUACAACUUGAAACCAAGCGUCAAGCACAUGCGAACAUUCGGGUGUCAGACAUACAUACUGACGCCUAAAGAGAAGCGACUCAAGUGGGAUCUCAAGGCUCGCGCUGGCAUAUUCGUGGGCUACGAAGAAGUGUCCAAGGCAUAUCGUGUAUUUGACAUCGAGGAGGGGCGGGUUGUUGUCAGUCGGGAUGUUAACUUCGACGAGUCCACCUUUGGACUUCAACUGCCGAUCACUGAUGAAGAUGUCGAUGACCUGGACUUCGAAUUGCUGGAUCUUGAUGACGAAGAGCUGCGUCAAAUGGAGUACAAGCAAACAGGCAAGCGCAAGAACCGACUCAAUGAUGAAGAUACAGCAGCUCCACGACCGCGUGCAGUGCGUCAACGACCAGGACUAGAAGAGUCAAGCGCGCCGGAAAACAACUCGUCACGCGAAGAAGAAGACGAAGAAACGAAGGAUUCUGGUGAUUCAACACCGCCUGUGUUUUGGCGUACGAGUGCAAAUGCUGUUGAAGCAGCAGUGGAGUUGUCGGAACCGUCGACAUUUGAAGCAGCAGUAAGCGGCCCUGACCAAGUGCACUGGAGAAAAGCAAUUCAUGCAGAGCUCGAGUCAAUGCGACUUCGCGGUGUGUUUCGUGCAGCCAAGCUACCCAACGGACAACGCGCCAUUGGCACAAAAUGGGUGUUCAAGAUCAAGCGCAAGGCGGAUGGGUCAAUCGAGAAGUACAAGGCACGACUUGUGGCCAAGGGUUUCCGCCAAAAGUAUGGCAUCGACUACACCGAGACGUUUUCGCCCGUGGUCAAGUAUGUGACGCUGCGAAUGGUGAUCGCAAUUUCCAAGCAUUUUGGAUGGCCCAUCGACCAGCUUGAUGUGGUGACAGCUUUCCUGUAUGGCGUCAUGAAGGAACAAGUGUUCUGCGUGAUUCCUGAAGGCGUCGAACUUGACAGUACGUUCGACUGCCUGGAAUUGGUGAAGUCAAUUUACGGCCUCAAGCAAGCGUCGCGAGUGUGGAACGAGACGUUCGACGAGUAUGUGUGCUCCAUCGGAUUUCAAGUAUCGGACUUCGACCCAUGUCUCUACAUCAAGACUUCGGACGGCCAUUGCGUGUUUAUACUGGUCUACGUGGACGACGUCUUGGUGACUGGAAGCUCGCUCGAGCUGAUUGCACAAACCAAGAACGACCUGAAGACGCGGUUCGAGAUGACGGACAGCGGCAAGUGUGCGUUUGUUCUUGGGAUCGAGCUUUUGGACGGUGAAGAUGGCAGUGUGACACUAUGUCAGCGUCGGUAUGUCGAUGAUAUCCUCAAGCGCUUUGGCAUGGAUGAUUGCAAGGCAGUCGCAAGUCCAGUCGACAUGAGCUCUCGACUUGUUUCAAGUGAUGCAACUACCAAGGUCGAUGCUCCUUUUCGCGAAGCUGUUGGUGCGUUGAUGCACCUGACCACUGCAACGCGUCCGGACAUUGCAUUUGCUGUGGGCUAUGUGUCGCGGUUCAUGGAAAAUCCCCAAGAAGAACACUGGGUUGCAGUUAAGCGUAUCUUUCGCUACCUACAAGGCACCAAGACGCAUGGAAUUUGCUACAAGCCAAGUGCAAGGAUCGACUUCCGUGGAUAUUCGGAUGCGGAUUGGGCUGGUGAUCUUACCGACCGCAAGUCAACAUCGGGGUACACGUUCAUGCUACUCGGUGCGCCAGUCAGUUGGGGCAGCAAGAAGCAGCCAAGUGUUUCGUUGUCCACGACUGAAGCUGAAUACAUCGCACUCAGCUUGGCGAUUCAAGAGGGCAAGUGGAUUCAUCGUCUGCUUUGUGAGAUCGUGAUGGCUGCCAAUGAAGAAGGACCGGAACUCAUGAUUCAUGAAGACAAUCAAUCGUGCAUCAAGAUGACGAAGAAUCCUGUCAACCAUGGCCGUGCCAAGCACAUUGACAUCAAGUACCAUCACAUCCGUGAUGAGGUCAAGCGCGGCGAAGUCAAGCUCAAGUACUGUGAAACUGCGGUGAUGUUAGCAGACAUCAUGACCAAGGCACUUCAUGGACCGCGUCACAAGGAGAUGACGACGGCUCUCGGGAUUCGUGAGCAUUCGGAUUGA